AUGAAUAACAAGAAGCCUCUUUCUGUUAUUACUAAUGGGGAUAAAGCAAUGCGUAAAGCCAUUAAGAGGAUAUUUCCAGACUCUUGUCAUCGAUUAUGUGCUUGGCAUAUUCAACGCAAUGCAUUCACUAAUGUCCAUGUCAAAGAUUUUACUAAUCAUUUUUCUAAGUGCAUGUUCAUGGAAGGCAUCGUUGAAGAAUUUGAAUAUGCAUGGAAUGACAUGUUGGAAAUGUUUAAUCUUCAUGGACAUAAGUGGGUGACAGAUAUAUAUGCUAAGCGUUCUAUAUGGGCAGAGGCUUAUUUAAGGGGGCAUUUCUUUGCUGGUAUGAAAGGCACACAAAGGUGUGAGAGCAUGAAUGCAUACUUGAAUUGUUUCCUUAAAACUCGUUUGAAGUUGUUUGAGUUUGUCAAGCAUUUUGAUAGAGCACUCUCACGUAUUCGUCAUAAUGAGGCAAAGACAGAGUUUGAGACACACCAUUCUUCAGCUGUUCUAACAACCAAACUCUAUGCACUUGAGAAAUAUGCAGGGACUGUUUUCAUAAGGCAAUCUUUUCUAAAAUUUAGGGACGAGAUGAAUAAUGCAGAAUUGUUUUUCCCUGUCAGUACAGAAAAUCAUGGAGGUUAUCGUGUCUAUACAUUGACCAAGUUUAGAAGCCCUGACAAGAUUUGGAAAGUAUGUUAUGGUAAUAGUGAUCGGUCUAUGAAAUGUACUUGUAUGAUGUUUGAGUCAGUUGGUUUUCCUGUCCCCACAUGA
Molecule: messenger RNA, 753 nt
Organism: Vitis riparia (riverbank grape)
Lineage: Eukaryota; Viridiplantae; Streptophyta; Magnoliopsida; Vitales; Vitaceae
Product: protein FAR1-RELATED SEQUENCE 5-like
Exons: 1
Coding region: 1-753 (250 amino acids)
Biological process (GO): regulation of DNA-templated transcription
Source: RefSeq, a predicted model, not a curated record